Molecule: messenger RNA, 4231 nt
Organism: Bombus pyrosoma
Lineage: Eukaryota; Metazoa; Arthropoda; Insecta; Hymenoptera; Apidae
Product: NPC intracellular cholesterol transporter 1-like
Exons: 12
Coding region: 1230-4094 (954 amino acids)
Cellular component (GO): membrane
Source: RefSeq, a predicted model, not a curated record
CGUACAGGCAAGUAAAUGAAGGAAAAUAUUGAUAUAAUAGGUCAAAGAGAAUAUUUAAUUUAUGUAAUUUAAUUUAUUUAAUACAAUAAAGAUGCAGUUAUAAUCAAUGUAGAAGUACAGCGCGUAUUUGACCCCGUGUUCAAUACGUGUCUAUUAGUGUCCAAUAACUCUCAUUAUUAACACAAGCUAGUAGCAAAAAUGCAAAUCUGGUCUAUAAAACGUCACAAAUGAUAAGUAAAAUUCUUAACCAAUUCUUUUCACAGUCACAAUUUAAGAUGUUUUCUUUAGUUUUUAUACAAAGAAUAACGUGAUUGUAGCACAUUAUAAAAUCUCUUGAAGUAUCCGGAUAAGAUGCACGUUACACAAUACUCGUUACAAAAACAAAUCUUCAGUUCUUCUAACGAUCUAUCAACUUCCUGUUCUAGUCCAAUUACAGUGUUCUUCGUCAUGCUACUUUUUCAAUGCGUGAAUUAACAACCGAUAAACCAGAAUAUAUAUCGUCAUUUAUGGAACUAAGAUGACAGCAUGUGCACAUGCAACUGCACAUGAGAGCCGCGAUCAUCCUGCUUAUUCGAGUUUCGACUGCUAACGUACUGAAAGCGAACACUGCCCCGGUGUGCAAUAUCUUCGUUAUCAUUGGAUUUAAUUGAUAAGUAUUUAGCCUGUCUAGAUUAUGACGUGUUCGUUAUGUUACGUCUUUGAGAUCAAUAGUCAGUUAUUAAGUUAAUUUUGAGUGCAACCUGUUCAGAUUCGUAGAGCAAAGCGUCAUAGUCGUGACUCAAGUGGCAAGAAGUACGAGUGAUACUUUAAAGAAUCGAUCUCAGUAGAAAUCGCGUAGUGCUCCUGAUACUUUUUAUUAACCAUCGAUGCAUGUAAUUCCGUUGUCCACUCGUAUGAUAAUUUACAUUAGACGAUAGUUACGCGCGCUGAUAGCGUAACGUCUAUCAGAUGUAACCUGAUGCAGCGAAACGAGGGAUAAGUUGAGAAGGGUCACUAUGGAUAGUGACAGUCGAUUGUUCGCGGAGCUAGAUAAAAGUUCCGUGCACAAAUUGCUUCAAAUGGAAGUGUUCGUCUUUGAUUGUAUAUUUUUCUUUACAUUUCUAUAUCUAUUCGUGUACUUAAUCGGCCGCCAAAUUUAGAGGUUAGGUAUAUAUUGUCCUUCACCCGUUGCGAUUAUAAAGCCGUAACAUCGGAUUACGAACGGAAUUAUUCGUUUUGAGCGUAAAGAAAUGGAGAUAGAAGAGAGAAUAGUUCGUAAACGGUCUUUUCGAAGCUUUCUGCAACGCAUACCACAGCGUUUGUCAGAAGUGGUGGAACAUUUUUUCUAUAGACUCGGGUUGCGAAUUGCUCGACGACCGUUGAAAUGGAUAAUUGGAAGUACUGUGAUAGUUUUAAUUUCUCUUUCUGGCUUAUAUUUUUUUCAUCAAGAAAAAAAUCCUGUGAAAUUAUGGGUUCCACAGGACUCUGACUUUGUUCGUGACACAGAAUGGAUGUUCGAACAAUUUGAACAGGGUUUGAGAAUGGAGAAUAUGAUAUUAACUGCUGAUGAUGUAUUAGAACCAGAAGUUCUUGCAAGACUAAAUGGAAUAACAAAGGAGGUUAUUUCUGUACAAACUUCUAAUCAAAUUGCAUGGACAGAUGUAUGUUUCAAAGUACCUGUCAUAUCAGGUAUUGUACAUAGAAAAAAGCGCAGCGAUCAACUGCUGACUGAUGAUUUCUUUGAAAUUGAACCAGACAAACAAAUUAAUAACACUGUAUUCGAACCUGCAGUUCAUGUUAAUCCUGAGCUCUAUUGUAAUGUAGUAAACAAUUUGCCAAAAGCUUGCCUUUUAAGCAGUAUCUUGGAUAUAUGGGAAUAUGACACUAAUGUGAUUCUCCAUAAAACUAAGGAGGAUAUUAUUAAAGAUAUAAAUACCAUAAAAAUUAGUCCCACAUUGGGCCAUCCACUAAAUUUUACAGAAUUAUUGGGUGGUAUAACAAGAGAUGAAGAGGGUAAAAUUAUCUCAGCCACAGCAGUAAGAACACAAUGGGCAGUUAAUGUAAACUUUUCAAAAGUGGAUAUGAAUAAUUUUGGCAACGAUGUUGGAACAGCUGAUUGGGCAACAGAUGAUGUAUUACAGUGGGAGCUAUCCUAUUUGGAUAUAUUGCACGAAAAUGCAAGAAUUUUAAAUAAUGAAAAAAAUGUAAAUAAUACAUUAGCUAUCUGGUAUGAUGCUGGUAGAAGCUUUGGUGAUGUUACAUUUGUAACAAUGUUCGGAAAUAUUGGUAUAUUAUCAAUAGGAUUCAUUUUAAUGUUUUUCUACGUUCUAGUCAUAUUCUCGGAUUACAAUUGGGUGGGAUGGAGAGUCUAUCUCACAAUUGGCGGUCUUUUGUGUGUGGGUGGUGCUUUUAUAGCUUCAAUCAGUGUGUGCUCUGCUCUUGGGAUUUCGUAUGGACCUGUGCAUACUUCUUUACCUUUUAUGUUGUUGGCUCUUGGAAUAGACGAUAAUUUUUUAAUAAUGGCAUCUUGGAAAGAAAUACAUACACACAAGUUGAAUCAAAAUAAGCCACUAGAAGAAAGAAUAGCUUUAAUGUUAGGACAUGCAGGCUCGGCUAUUAUUAUUACUUCUCUUACUGACGUUGUUGCCUUUAUUAUCGGUGCAUCCACAAUAUUGCCAUCCCUUCAAUCAUUCUGUAUUUACGCGGCGGUUGGAGUGCUACUGACGUUUUUAUUUCAAGUCACGUUUUACAUUGCCUUUUUUACCGUCGAUGCCCGACGAAUCGAGAAUAAAAGAAAUUCGAUACUACCUUGCAUCGUUCAUGAAAACUUUGUACAGAAAUUCACUAGUCCGCAAGAAGAACUUCCCGCCAAGUUGAUAAAUAAAUUAUAUUCAAAUAUAAUUCUAACAAAACCCGGAAAGAUAAUGAUAGUAUUAAUAACAAUAGUUACAGUAUCGGCUGGAAUUAUGGGUACAUUAAAAUUGGAACAAUGGUUUGACCCAGGCUGGUUUAUACCAAGCCAUUCGUAUCUAAGUAAAUAUAUUGACGUACGGCGCACUCAAUAUCCCGAACAUGGUUACGAAGCAAUGAUUCUUAUGGGAGAUUUUAAUUAUACCGCCGAGUUUCCAAAGCUAAUAAAUUUGGCUGAGAGAUUUGGAAAUUUAUCAACGAUACAAAGUAUAAAUUCUUGGCCCAGUGAUUUUGUCAAAUUUGUCUUGGAAUAUUUUCAAAAAGAUUUAAGAUAUGAAAUACUAGAAGACGUGGAAUUCCGAAAAUAUCUAUCCAAGUUCCUAUUUAGUCGAAAUGGAGGCAAAUAUCAACGGAACUUUCGUUUUGAAAAAAGUUUAACGUGCGGUGAAAGUACUGCACCGAUUUUAGUAGCUACUAUAGAUUUUACCUUUAAACGAUUCUAUGGUCCUCAUCAAUGGAUCCCGGCGAUGGAUGAAAGUAAACAGGUGGCACAUGAUGCUGGAGUCAAUGGUUUCGUCACAGUCUGGAGCGAAGUAUUCAGCUUGUGGGUCACUGACAAACUAAUCGCUCAAGAAGUUCAGCGUAAUGUUUUCUUGGCUUUGAUUUGUGUCAUGGGAAUGACAGGGUUACUGAUCGCUGAGCUGCAGACAUGUUUCUGGAUCUUUUUAUGCGUACUUCUUACACUUUUGAAUGUUUGCGGAUUCAUGUACUUUUGGGGUUUGACAAUAGAUAUUGCAUCUUGCAUUGGUUUGGAAUUGGGCAUUGGAUUAUGUGUGGAUUACGCUGCUCACGUUGCACAUGCAUUUAUAAAUGCUGCGAGUGUAAGCGGAAAUGAAGAUCGCACAAAAAGAGCACAUAUCGCGGUGAGGUACAUUGGAGCAGCGGUUGCAUACGGUGCUGGCUCGACGUUACUUGCACUUUCCAUGAUGGUAUUCUCGGACAGUUAUGUGUUCCAUGCGUUUUUAAAGAUUUUUGUUUUGGUAAUAUUGUUUGGUCUCUGGCACGGAUUAUUUCUUCUGCCUGUUAUAUUAAGCACUAUUGGACCAGGAAGUCUACGAUUACACAAAGAACCAGAAUCUCCAGAGAAGGUGGAGGAUACAGACGACACCGUUACUAGUCCCCUAAAUAAAGAGACGGAGAGUUAAACAGAACGCCUAAGAUGAUUCUUUAUCAAUAAUAUUUAUUUUUGGUUCAAUAAACAUACAAAAUUAUUACACUAUCCGUACUAUUAAUCACACAUUUAUACAAAAAUAAUAAUAAUAAAGAUCGGAUAACUUAAAAA